AUGUCCCUUUGUUUAUUGACACACAAAUGCGACUUAAAAAGUGGCCAAAAUAUAUCGAAUUGGCAAAAAGAAAACAGCAUUGUAAACUAAAAAUAUGUUAUUAGAUAAUUCAUGUUAUGAGCCCUAUGAUUUAGUCGAUGUAUGGACAGAUUAAUAAAUUCUACUCUGAAGAGAUUAACAUACUGAAUUUCAUUGUCAUGCAACAGCAGUGGCGCCCUCCUCCGCAGGAAGUCCCGCCUCCCGCCCUACCGCCAAAGGUUCUCAUUGGCUCCCACGGACGUCUAACAGACAACAGCCAUGUCUGCAUUAUGGGUCAGAUAGAAGACCAUUGGCUUUAACAUAGUUGACAUCGGUGGAUUUAUUCUGCCGUUGUAUCUCCCGAGCGCCUUGUCGGGAAUAAACGGACAUCUUUGCUGACUCCGUCGGAUUUGACGCCUCUCUGCGGCUUUCUCUGCGCCUUUUGUCAGCGGAAACGGCGCCGCGAGGAUGUUUACCACCAGACGCUAAAAACAGUUUAGCGACGCGCCUGGACGAGCCUUUAAAAAAAAAAAAAGAGAAACAGAAAUAAAGGUGUUUCCACAGCCAGGCUCAUGCCAAACACAAGGCGAUCGAUGUGAUUCCCACUGCCGGCGGCGUUUAAAACACACUCAAUUUCUCCAAAUGAUGUCCGGGAAGCAUUUCAAGGCUCAGGAAGUGAGCUGCUGCAUCAAGUAUUUCAUCUUCGGAUUCAACAUAAUAUUCUGGUUCCUCGGAGUGGCGUUCCUCGGCAUCGGGUUGUGGGCAUGGAGCGAGAAGGGGGUUCUCUCCAACAUCUCAUCCAUCACAGACCUGGGCGGCUUCGACCCCGUCUGGCUCUUCCUGGUGGUGGGCGGCGUGAUGUUCAUCCUCGGAUUCGCUGGCUGCAUCGGAGCACUGCGAGAAAACUCUUUCUUGCUCAAAUUUUUCUCCGUCUUCCUGGGAAUCAUCUUCUUCCUGGAGCUGACUGCAGGAAUCCUGGCCUUUGUCUUCAAAGACUGGAUCAAGGACCAGCUAAAUUUCUUCAUUAACAACAACAUUCGGGCCUACAGAGACGACAUUGAUCUACAGAACCUGAUCGACUUCACCCAGGAAUACUGGGAGUGUUGUGGGGCGUUCGGAGCCGACGACUGGAACUUGAACAUUUACUUCAACUGCACCGAUUCAAACCCGAGCCGCGAGAAAUGCGGCGUGCCCUUCUCCUGCUGCACCAAAGAUCCCGCGGAGGAUGUCAUCAACACUCAGUGUGGCUACGACAUUCGAGCAAAGCCGGACUCUGAGCAGCGGACCUUCAUCUACAUCAAAGGAUGCGUUCCCCAGUUUGAGAAGUGGCUUCAAGACAACUUGACAGUGGUGGCGGGCAUCUUUAUUGGGAUCGCUUUACUCCAGAUUUUUGGCAUCUGUUUAGCGCAGAAUCUCGUGAGCGACAUUGACGCCGUCAGAGAGAGUUGUUUGUUUACCUAAAACCUCCACAGAAUCGCCAAAGGCACGAAGGAUGUACCAGGACUGUGAAGGACUCUGCAGUUUGGACGCCAGCAAUGAAGGGAAAUAAUUUACGUGUCCAGAGCAAAGAGUAUCAUUGACAUGUAAAUAGUACAUGUAGAGUUAUUUUUAGAGUUAUUUGUUAGCCUAUUUCUGAAUGAAGCACAACCUCUAAAUUGCAUUGUAGCUCUCAUACAGUACAAAUUGAGCAAAUGCAAUGUCAAAUGUUUUACAAUAUUAGGAGAUGUGCGGCUGAAUCGGCUCAAAGGACAAGUCCCAGGUCAGAAUGAUUUAGUCUGUAGGCCUGCAAAUGAAGAGCGGACGGGGUGAAAACAAGAUUAACUAGUAGAUUUAAUGUUUUUAUCAGUUUAGGGUUCAUUCUGCGAUUCUGGUUUGAUAUGUCUCACGGCUGCAGUUUUUAGCACUGCCUGUAAGGGUUGUGUACAAAGAUGUUAGCGAGUCUGGAAAUGCACUGCAUGCCUAUUGUCUACUGGUAGGACAUCGGCUUUCCUAAAUGUAUUUCAUUAAUGUUAAGUAUUUCAAAAAUAUCUGUAAAUAGUCACUAUAGUUAAGGGUGUAUCGGCUGGUUAGCACUUUGUUGAAUGUUUAUUGGACUCUUCUCUAAGCAACAGAGAAUUAACUUUGAUGGGGUUUUUUUCCAUGUGUGACAUUAUGCUCGUAUUCUACGGAUACAGUUUGUAAGCAGAGUUCGGUGGAGCCGAGGUGGAUAUGAAGGGAUGUGAUUGAUACCUUAGGGUUUUGCUAAGAUGCAGUUUGCUGAGAAAUUGAGGCAGUGACAUAAAGAAAUGGAACAGACAUCCCAACUAAAUCUCAGCCUUAAGCACUUUAAUCUUCAUAUACGGGAUCUCUGUCAUGAAGGAUUGUUUUUCUUUCAGCAGCAGCCACUGGAGGGGGCACUUUCCCUUAAACACUUGCAAACUGUAUCUGUUACUCUAUGGUGCUCCAUAAUGUCAUUUCUUCCCAAAAGCAGUUUUGACUAAAAAAAUGUUUUACAGCACAUUAUGAGUGUUCCUUGCACAUUACGUCAGUGUUCAGUCAUAUUCCUUUGUUUUUAUUGUUGCUGAUGUAUCUCUUUAUUGCAAUUUGCCUAAUUGAUUAGAUACCCUUUUUGUUUGUUGUGUUUUGAGUUUUUGAUCUGUAAGUUUUCACUGGAAAAUUAGGAUACAAGCUAUUUACAAAUCUCAUGGUGAAUGGGAUGCUGCUUGGGGGACCUGAACUGAACGUAGUACUAGUGCGACACGAGCUCUCUCACCAGCAUUAUUUCAAAUGCAAACUGAGAUGCAACUAAAUGUUUUUCUUUCUAGACAUCCCGUCAUGUCGAGCUUUAAUGGACCUGCACAGCAUGAAAAGUAAAAGCAGCCAUUUAAUGUAGAGGCGCCGUAAGCCUGCAGUAUGUUACACACAGCUUUUUUCUUUUUACGAGCAAAUCUUCUGCAGCCUUGAGGAUCUUAACUGAACAUCCUUACACAAAAGACAUGAUAUAAUGCCUUCCUGCAUAUUCAAAUCUAAAUGUCAUCCAGCUGCAAUGGGAUUAAAUAUCCGGUUUUCCACUAAAAGCUUCUUAUGAUUGUUGUUGACUGAUCACACUUUUUCCCACCACUCAGUGCCAUAUUUGAGAUUUCUACAUACCCCCUGAUUAUAUUGUUUGUUGUAUGUGUACUUCUGACUCUUGUAAAUAGCUGGUUGUAAAUAUACAUCUAAAUAAAUGUGUGUCUUUGUA
Pungitius pungitius (ninespine stickleback) is the source of this 3238-nucleotide messenger RNA. RefSeq names its product tetraspanin-5. The coding region runs from base 661 to 1479 and encodes 272 amino acids. Gene Ontology annotation, cellular component: plasma membrane. The record is from RefSeq and is a predicted model, not a curated record. NCBI's taxonomy places the organism in Eukaryota, Metazoa, Chordata, Actinopteri, Perciformes, Gasterosteidae. The transcript is spliced from 10 exons.